Peniophora sp. CBMAI 1063 is the source of this 2955-nucleotide messenger RNA. The record is from the annotation of a GenBank genome assembly. NCBI's taxonomy places the organism in Eukaryota, Fungi, Basidiomycota, Agaricomycetes, Russulales, Peniophoraceae.
AUGUCUGACAGCGACUCCGACUCCGAGUCAAAUACGCCGAGCGACCGAGACUCAGACUCUGAAGCCGACUUGAAUGUCCUGGGUGCAUACAAGCCAGUCGAUCGUAAAGUACGUCCAGUACCCGGCGUCUUCCCGCAAGAGGCUGCAGUGGUACGUCGUAUACCAGAGGAUCCUGUAUCCACACUCCCGAGUUUGCCAAUACACCCGCCUGCUUUCGAGCCCACCGAACGACUCACUCGCGAACGACUUGAGCUCAUCAAGCUCAACGAAGAUGGGUUCUUAUUGCCUGAAGAAGUCAAACUCUUCGAACAUAUACUCCGCCUAUGCGACAAGUCACUUGCCUUCUGCGACGAUGAACGUGGUACACUCCGUCAAGACUACUUCUCCGACUACAUCAUUCCGACGGUCCCACAUAUCCCUUGGGCACACAAGAAUAUACCGAUACCCCCAGGCAUUGAGCCUCAAGUAAUUGAGAUGCUCCGAGACAAGAUACGUGCAGGAGUGUACGAACCAUCCCAGUCCAGCUAUCGAUCACGCUGGUUCUGCGUCGUAAAGAAGAAUGGCAAACUUCGCAUUGUACAUGACUUACAGACACUCAAUGGUAUCACCAUCAAGGACGCAGGCGUGCCACCCGAUCUCGACCACUUCGUUGAAAAGUAUGCAGGACGAGCAUGCAACUCUGUAUUCGAUCUCUUCUGGGGAUUUGACGCACGCCGUUUACAUCCGAACAGUCGCGAUAUGACUGCAUUCCAGACCCCGUUAGGAGCACUUCGGCUAACUGCUAUGCCCAUGGGUUUCACCAACUCGCCUGCAGAGUUUCAGAACUGUAUGGUAUUCAUCCUAGGCCCGGAAAUUCCCGAGAUCGCAAACAUCUUCAUUGAUGAUCUAGCCGUUCGCGGCCCCGAAACUACUUACCCGGACAUCAACGGAGAGCCAGAGCGGUUAUCGGAGAAUCCCGGAAUACGUCGCUUCAUCUGGGAACACGCACAGGACGUACUACGAGUUAUGCAUCGAAUUCUGUGUGCCGGCGCUACAUUCAAUCCACUCAAAGCCCAAAUUGCUCGUAGGUCAGUUAUAAUACUUGGCCAGACAUGCACCCCCGAAGGCCGGUGUGUCGAGAACCAGAAGGCAGAGAAGAUAUCCGAAUGGUCAGUACCAGCCAACGCCACUGACGUUCGAGGGUUCCUCGGACUUUGUGGAACUGUACGCAUCUGGAUCAACAACUACUCAAAGAUAGCCCGCCCACUGACCGCUCUCACCCGCAAGGAUGCCGAAUUUGUUUGGAGUGAAGAUUGCCAGAAAGCAUUCGAUGAACUCAAACAGCUUGUGACAUCAGCGCCCGCUUUACGCUCCAUUGACUACCAAUCAGGACACCCAAUCAUUCUAUCAGUCGAUUCAAGCAAGACAGCUGUAGGGUUCAUUCUGUCACAGCUAGACGAACACGGACGUCGCAGACCAGCCCGCUAUGGAUCAAUCCCUAUGGGGGAUACUGAAAGCCGAUACUCACAGGCGAAGUUGGAGCUCUACGGUCUAUUUCGAGCCACCAAGGCAUUCUCCAUCUAUCUCGUUGGCGCACACCCACUCUAUAUCGAAGUAGACGCAGCAUACAUCAAGGGCAUGCUUGCCGCACCUGACCUACAACCCUCUGCAUCAAUCAAUCGUUGGAUCCAAGGGAUCUUAAACUUUGAUUUUACGCUGGUACACGUGCCCGGACGCGAGUUCUCAGGCCCCGAUGGACUUUCACGCCGCACCCCAAAUCCAUGGGACUUUGUCAAGGAGGACGUAGACGAAGCGGAGAACUUUGUUCUCUAUGCCAUGCCCGGAGAUCCCAUGCAACAGUCCCGAAGGAGCCAUACCACUCCGUACUCCUCCAACCCAAACCCAGUAAUACACGAUACACCACAAGUACUUGUAGGCAGAGUAGAAGAUGAAUUGAAUGAUAUUCUUCAGUACUUGAAGCAGGGUACGCAACCUGCAUGGGUCAAGAAUGACAAGCUCCGGCAACAGUUCGAAUCAAAGGCUAUUCAAUACUUUGUUCGGGAUGAUGCGCUCUUCAAGCGCAGGCUCGGAGGCAUUCCCCAGAAGGUAAUCUUCGAUAGCAACACACGAAAGCGCUGUCUUGAAGGUGCACACGAAGGAGCCGGACACCGAGGAAUCGAGGCCGUGACCUCCACACUAAAGCUACGCUUCUUCUGGCCUAGCAUGGAACGAGACAUAGAGAACCAUGUGAAGUCUUGUCAUGAAUGUCAGAUUCGACAGACAGCACAAUGGAAGCUACCACCUACCAUUUCGGCACCAACGCGGAUCUGGGAGAAGGUGUACAUAGACGUCAUGUUCAUGCCGAAAGCCCGGAACUACCGCUACAUUGUUGCCGCACGCGAUGAUCUCACUCGUGUCACAGAAGGCCGAGCCCUGCAGACACUAUCCGCAGAGAACUUGGCAAAGUUCUUCUGGGAGCAGAUUUACACCAGAUACGGUGUCAUAUCUAGAGUUGUGACGGACAAUGGAAGCGAAGUACAGAAGGCAUUUGCUUGGCUCAUGGAGCGACUGGGAGUACCGCACGUCAAGAUAUCACCAUACAACCCACGAGCAAAUGGAGUUGUCGAGCGAGGACACUUCAUCAUGCGCGAAGCCAUUGUCAAAGCAUGCCAAGGACGGAUUGAACGAUGGCCCGACCAUGUUGCAGCAGCCUUCUACGCAGAUCGCAUCACAGUCUCUCGUCAAACUGGGUACUCUCCCUACUUUCUACUGCAUGGACGCCACCCCACACUUCCCAUGGAUCUAACCGAGGCAACCUUUCUAGGAAAGCCCUUUGAUACGCAUAUGUCAAGUGUCGAUCUUCUUGCACACCGGAUCCGGCAAGUCCAGCGAUUGCCAAUUGACCUUCAGAAGGCCGCAGCCUGUCUGAAGAACCACCGAUUACGCUCGAAGGCACAGUUUGAAAGAAGGUUCUGA